AGUGUUAACCUGCCAGGAUAUCGUCGACGGUAAUAUGGUGGGGAAGGAGGUUCGCGAACGGUAUAAGAGUGGGCCAGCAUGUGGAGGCGUCGGCAGUCACACUGACUUACCUUUGAGUUAAACCCGCGACAAUAUCCAAGGGACGUGUGUUAGAGUCCCCAAGAUGAAAGGGACCACAAUUUUGCUGCUUGCAGCAGCGACGUUCGUCGCCUAUGCUUCUGCGCUACCCUACUCUAAGAUUCCCGAUGCGCUGAACUACAAAAAAUCCUCUUCAAAUUCGAACUCCAACUCCUACAGUCAGUCGAAUCAGAAUGAUGCUGAUAUAAGCGGAGCGUACGGUGGCCAAACUUUUUCCGGAAGUAAAUCCUCCGGGUACAGCACAUCCGGCGGUAGCCACAGUCAAAGCUCAAGCUUCUCUUCCGGUACGUUCAAUGGAAAUCUUCCCACCGGUCUUAUCGGAGGAAUUGGACUCGGAGGUGUGGCUCAAAAUCCCGUCAGCUACACGCAAGAAAACUUAUCUUUCGGGAAUCCUGGUACCGCUGGUCUAGGACUUGGCGAUAAUGGAUCCGGUGCUGCUUUGGAGUCCGGUUCUUCCGGUUCUUCUUAUGGCAACGAGGCCGCGUUAGAAGGCCAUUCCGCAGGUCCCGAUCAACAGGUUGUCGGAGUACAACAGAGUUACGGAUCAUCCGGUGAUUACGGUAACGUGGGAAGUGGAUCAUCUGGGAUCGGAUCAAACGUUGCCCUCGGUCAAGCAGGCGGCAAUUCGGCGUCGGAUAACGGAGCUAGCAGCUCCUAUGGAUUGGCCGGUAAGCCACACGGUGGCUGUAACUCGAAUGGUUGUUCUUUGUCCGGGGAUUUCGAUCUAACCAAAGGUUCGGGGGGUGCAUACGCUUCUAACAAUCACGGUGCCCAAGUUGGCAUUAACAUUGAUCGAGGAAAUCCAUUCAUUAAUCAAGGGCAAGAUGGUUCCGGUUACAUUUCAUCCGGUUCAUCGAUCGGACAAUCGGUCGGUUCUGGAUUCAAUCAGGGAGUUUCAUCUGGUUCUGGUGUGGCAAUUGCCGCGUCGAGAAAUCCAUUUUUGAGUGGAGGAUACGCGAGCAGUAAUGCUGGUUCUACUAGCGUCGCUAGUGCCGCAUCAAUCGCUUCGUCUAGUGCUGGAUCGACAGCGACCGGUUCUUACGUAUCUUCAUCUUCAUUGGGUGCCUUCACCGGUGCCGGAAAUCCAUUCCUGCAACCAGGCUCUGAACCUGAUAAAAAAAUUCAUGGAUCUGGACAAGUACCAAUUCCCACAACCGGGUAUAACGUUCCUCAGGGUUUUGGUAUCAACAAAGUUCCCGUUAGUUCCGGAAAUCCCUUCCUACAACCGGGAUCUGGAUCCGCUGUUCUCAUUCCAUCCAUAACGCAAUUUCCCACUCAAACCAUCGGUCAAUUCCCCCCUCAAUCCACCGGUCAAUUCCCCGCUCAAUCCACCGGUCAAUUUCCCGAUCAAUCCACCGGUCAAUUUCCCGCUCAAUCCACCGGUCAAUUUCCCGAUCAAUCCACCGGUCAAUUUCCCGCUCAAUCCACCGGUCAAUUCCCCGCUCAAUCCACCGGUCAAUUUCCCGAUCAAUCCACCGGUCAAUUCCCCUCUCAGUCCAACACCCCCGGUGGUACAUUCACCCCACAACAACCAUCCCCUGGGAACCCAUUCUUUAAACCAAGUUCGGAAUCAAAAUUCAACACUGGCAAUACCGGAUCAAUAGGUUCUUCCGGAUCUGCGAACCACGAUGGUUUUACAGUCAGCUGCAGCGGUCAGGGAAAAAUUUGCGUGGUCAAGGAUCUUUGCGUAAACGGCAUCGUUAAGAAGAGCGGACAAGAAUAUCAGCAAGUUGGAACUGGGAUCCAAGAGUGCAAGGUUGGUCUCGAAGUAUGUUGCACACUGGGAGGUUCUUCUGGUUCAAAUUACCAAGCAGAUCAUUCCGGUUAUGGAUCAGCUAGUUCCAACGCUAAUUCUGAGGCAUCCGGUCAAGCCAGUUCAGGUUCAUAUGGCAGCGUCAUCUUGACUUCGCCCACUUCAUCGAUUAAGGGACGCGAUACCAACGUCAAACAGUCAGGCAAUACCAACGACGGUGGUCUUUUUGGCUCGUCCAUUAACGACUCUGGGGAAGACCUUAAUGCUGGCGAUUCCGUUUACGCUGGAUCUUCAGGGCCAUCGGGCCCAGAGACCGGCUCUGCAUCGAACGGAUAUCUUCCUCCGUACGGAAGCCAACCAAGCAGCAACGUACCCGCAUUCUCAAAACCACCAGAAGAAGACAAAACCCCUGGAUCAAGCGGAGUAGUCACUAGUGUCGAUCUGCCACCACCACCACCCCCAAGGCAACCUUUCGUUCCUGCGCCAGUUACAAUCCAAGUUGGAUGUGCCGCUGCUCUGCUUUGCGUCGAAGAACAGUACUGUACCCUUGAAGGAGUUAUCAGCCCCGUACCAGUUGGUCUGACUAGCCAACAGAUCGAAAGAAGAGCCCCUCUCAGCACAUGCAGGAAUCCGGAGAAUGGUAUUGUCGGCAAAUGCUGCCGUGACCCGAACUACGUCGACCCUUGGCCAACGGGUAAUCUUCCCGCAAAUUACUCAGGCGGUUUCGAUGAACAGGGUUUUCCAACAUAUCUUAACAUCGGCAAAACCAAGCCCCCCAAGAAACAGAUCCCUCCAACUAAGGGUGGCAUUCGCCAGCCCAGUCAGGUGGAUACGAAAUUGGACACGAAAAAUGUAGCUGGACCAAAGCAAUUCGAAAUCUUCAGUUCUCUCUUUAAUGGUCAGUUCCCGUUCCCGGGAUCUGGUCAGACGCAGACUCAAACGGGAGGAGCAACUGACGAAUCCAGCCCAGGUGUUUCGCAAGUCGGAGCUGAUCCCCAAGCUGACGAGGAUCAGACUAAUGAAAAUAAGCCCGAUGGUGGCACCCCUCCUGGCCUAGGGUUCUUUCCAUGGCAAUUACCUGAAUUCAAUUUUCCUCAACCCGGUCUACCUCAACUUGGUCUACCAGACUUCAGUAAUCUAGGAUUCGUGCCUAUGCUGCCAGGGGCAUCGAAGCCAGAGAAUGAGAAAUCUCGUUACGACUCAUCGGCAACCAAUGAAAAUCCUACUUUGAUCGCUACGCACAAACCAGGCACUCAGUGCGGUUUGAGAAACAAAGUUCAACGCCCAAGCGGUUUAGGCAGAGAUGAUGUAGCCUUUGGUGAAAUCACAUGGCAAGCGAUGAUUCUCUCAACCAAGGACCGCAAACUUCUCUGUUCCGGCGCAAUCGUUGCUCCAAAUGCGGUUUUGACGGCAGCUCACUGCGUUGCUGGAUUUAAACCUGAAGAUGUCUCGAUUAAAUCUGGGGAAUGGAAAUUGGGAUAUGAGCUUAAACAUGAGGAGCCCCUUCCCUUCGAAAUUGUUGAGGUAGCAUACAUCGCAUCACACCCUGGCUACUACAGUGAUUCUCCGAGCCACGAUUUGGCAAUACUUUUCCUGCAACAUCCUUUGGCCUUAGACCAACACGUUGACGUUAUUUGCUUGAGUGACAUCCCUCAGCCAAAACCUGGAAGAAAUUGCAUCGCUACCGGAUGGGGAAAGAUCGUCCUCCAAUCGAAUGUGGCUGGAUCCUUAAUGCACAGUAUCAACGUUGAUCUCCUACCCCAAGACGUAUGCAGACGACGUCUAGCUGGUGCUGAAUCCCAAAUAGCAAUUGACGACACCCUGACUUGCGUCAAAGCUCAACAGCAGAGAAACAACUUGUGUCAAGUUGACGUUGGGGGCCCACUGGCUUGCGAUAGAGGAGAUGGUCACUAUGAACUCACCGGCGUCUAUAGUCAAGAUACCGGGUGUAUACCUACGAACCAGGUAGCAACGUUCGCAUUGAUUGAUGUUGACUGGGUUAAGAGUCAGUUGGCAUCUCCACCCCAUUUACAACUGCCGUCUAGGAAUCUUGAGGCUGAAAUACCGAGAGAAGAAUCUAGCAACGUUCAGUUGCAUUAUGAAAACCAAGUCAAGCAGCCAGCGCAAACAUGCGAUUGUCAAAAAAGCAACCUGCCCGCUGCAAACAAUCAGUAUCUUCCCCCCUUGUAAAUUAGAGCUGGAGUCGACUGAUUAACUUUUUUCUAAUCACCUAAGUAUAUGUUACUUUUCUGCCACUGUGCGUAUGUCAUAGCACAAUAUUGCGGAGUGAAGUAUGAUUGAGGAACACGUAAAAAUGCCAUAUAAUAUUAUUUACGAGAUUAUUUACCAGUGCGGUAUAAAUGAAUAAGUUGUUCCUCUCGUCUAUCAUACAUCAACUUUUGAAGAGAGGAGAUUUAACUUAUCAAAAUUUUUUACAUGGCGGGACGCCCUUGUUACCUUAUGACCAUUUAAUAUAGAUAUCAAGCUAUAUACUGUUAUAUAGCAAAAAAAUAUCUAAGAAUACAUUUCCGAAACCCUAAGGUCUGAUUUUUAAUUUAUAUGAUCAUAACUAUAUAAGGAUUAAAUCUAGACAUAGUUUAAAUAAAAUAGGAAUACUUAAGAUAUACCGCGAGGCUCCUUAUCUUUUGAUGUAGAACUUGAUAACUUAUUAUUAAAAGAUUUGGACGCCGACGUAACGAUCCAUGGCAUAUCAAAAUUUUGAAUGUUUUUUUCAUAAAAAAGAGAUGAUAUCGAAAAA
Molecule: messenger RNA, 4649 nt
Organism: Athalia rosae (coleseed sawfly)
Lineage: Eukaryota; Metazoa; Arthropoda; Insecta; Hymenoptera; Athaliidae
Gene: scaf
Product: hornerin
Exons: 10
Coding region: 164-4081 (1305 amino acids)
Biological process (GO): proteolysis
Molecular function (GO): serine-type endopeptidase activity
Source: RefSeq, a predicted model, not a curated record